Molecule: messenger RNA, 2667 nt
Organism: Quercus robur (English oak)
Lineage: Eukaryota; Viridiplantae; Streptophyta; Magnoliopsida; Fagales; Fagaceae
Product: hydroxyproline O-galactosyltransferase GALT6
Exons: 7
Coding region: 375-2345 (656 amino acids)
Cellular component (GO): Golgi membrane
Molecular function (GO): galactosyltransferase activity; carbohydrate binding
Source: RefSeq, a predicted model, not a curated record
UCCCAAUUCUCUUUCACUUUCAUUUCCUUUUCAACGUAAACUAAAAAACUGUCAUAUAAAAUUUAGAAAAAAAGAAAAAGAAUUCAGAAUUUGCCUCUGAUUCCAGGAAAAAGCUUUCUCCGCCGACCUCCAAAUCAAAUCACUACUCCCAAACACGCCCUUAUUACACGCUUAUGCCCGUUGUUGCUGACCUUACCUACUGUCUCUCUCUCUCUCUCUAGCUUGCUUUUUUUUUUUUUCAAAUUCUAUAUAUUCUUUUUUUCUGUAACCCAUUUCCCAUUCAAAUCUUUUGAACUGUGAAUCGAAUUGCAUGUAAAAGAUUGAUAAACAUUUUGGGGUUUUGAAACAAAUUUUGGGGGGUUGGCUUUUUGAUAAUGAAGAGGGCUAAAUUGGAAAAGUUCGAUACUUUCUUGUCUCUGAGUAGACAAAGAUCGAUUCAGAUUCUGAUCGGUUUGGGACUUUUGUAUAUGCUUCUUGUAACCCUAGAAAUCCCCUUCGUUUUCAACUCUGGGUUCAGUGCCGUGUCACAAGACCCGCUUUCUCGGCCUCCUCGGCUCGAUUCGGAGGAGGAUUUGGAAGAACGCGGAGCCCCAACUCGCCCAAACAAGCUAAUUUCGGCCAACUCGCCGCGCUCGGCUCAGUUCGGGUACAAAAUCGUUUCCGGGUUGGGGUUCGACCCGACUUCGUUUUCGGGUCGCGGGGGUGGGGAUUCGGAGCUUUACAAGUCGGUGAGGGUGGCGUGGGAGAUCGGAGGCAAGGUCUGGGAAGAGGUUCGGGUCGGGAAAGAGGAAACAAAGGAAACCGAGAACCGGGUCUCGGAGCCGUGCCCGAACUCGGUAGCGAUAAACGGGUCGGAGUUUUUGGCCCGGAAUAAAGUGAUGGUUUUGCCUUGUGGAUUAACGUUGGGGUCGUAUGUGAGUUUGGUGGGGAAGCCGAGAGAGGCACAUGCGGAGCAGGACCCAAAGAUUGCGCUUUUGAGAGAUGAGGAAGAGUCGGUGAUGGUUUCGCAGUUCCUAGUUGAGUUACAAGGGUUGAAGACUGUGGAUGGUGAAGACCCACCUCGAGUUUUGCAUUUCAAUCCAAGGUUGAGAGGGGAUUGGAGUGGAAAGCCAGUGAUUGAGCUCAACACUUGCUAUAGGAUGCAGUGGGGUACAGCUUCGAGGUGUGAGGGAUGGAAAUCUAAGGCUGAUGAAGAAACUGUUGAUGGUCAGGUGAAGUGUGAGAAGUGGAUUCGAGAUGAUGACAGCCACUCAGAGGAGUCUAAGGCAACAUGGUGGUUAAAACGGCUAAUAGGCAAAACCAAAAAGGUUACCGUUGACUUGCCAUUCCCAUUUUCAGAGGGAAACCAUUUUGUUCUAACUAUUAGUGCUGGACUGGAGGGUUAUCACGUUGAUGUUGGUGGGAGGCAUAUUACCUCUUUCCCAUAUCGCACUGGAUUUACUCUGGAGGAUGCCACUGGGCUAUCAGUGAGUGGGGAUGUCGAUAUCCACUCUGUGUUUGCUGCCUCUUUACCUUCAUCACAUCCUAGUUUUGCUCCACAGCGACAUCUUGAUUUUUCAAGCAGAUGGAAAGCCCCACCGCUCCCAGAUGAGCAUGUGGAGCUUUUCGUUGGUAUUCUUUCUGCUGGCAACCAUUUUGCUGAGCGAAUGGCUGUAAGGAAGUCUUGGAUGCAGCAUAAUCUUAUCAAGUCUUCAAAUGUGGUGGCUCGUUUUUUUGUAGCACUGCAUGCAAGAAAGGAAGUGAAUUUUGAAUUGAAGAAAGAAGCAGAAUAUUUUGGAGAUAUUGUUAUCGUGCCUUACAUGGAUAACUAUGAUCUCGUUGUGUUGAAAACUGUUGCCAUCUGUGAAUAUGGGGUUCGCACAGUAUCUGCUAAGUAUAUCAUGAAGUGUGAUGAUGACACAUUUGUGAGAGUGGAUGCAGCUUUAAAUGAAGCAAAGAAAGUGUCUGAGGGUAGGAGCUUGUACAUUGGGAACAUAAAUUACUACCAUAAGCCAUUGCGCUAUGGUAAAUGGGCAGUAACAUAUGAGGAGUGGCCAGAAGAAGAUUAUCCACCGUAUGCAAAUGGACCAGGCUAUGUUUUAUCAUCUGACAUUGCACACUUCAUUGUAUCUGAGUUUGAGAAACGCAAAUUAAGGUUGUUUAAAAUGGAAGAUGUGAGUAUGGGAAUGUGGGUGGAACAGUUCAACAGCACCAAACCGGUUGUGUAUCAGCAUAGCUUGAAGUUCUGCCAGUUUGGGUGCAUAGAAGAUUAUUAUACAGCCCAUUACCAGUCUCCAAGGCAGAUGAUCUGCAUGUGGGACAAAUUGCUAUUGCACGGAAAACCUCAGUGCUGCAACAUGAGAUGAUGAUUGUGGUAUGGUCGAUCUUCUUCAGAAUCUGAGAUAGAACAGGGAGAGAAACAAGUUUUGCAGGCAUAGCAUCAUGUAUUUGUAUAUUCUCUGGAGGUUGGGUUAGUUAUCUCUGGCCCUGUACAAAUGCCCUUACAAAUUCAUUCAUUAUUUCGCGGACCUUGUUUCCUUUUUUCUUUUUCUCCCUUCCUUUUUGGGCCCUGAUGUUGGAAGACGAUGAUAUUAGAUGUGCAGGGAAAAUUUUUCACACUGAUCGCAGUCCUGUAAUUUACAUUAGAACCACAGAGAUGGAAAUGAAAUUAGAUUAGAACUUCAUGCU